Molecule: messenger RNA, 728 nt
Organism: Bufo bufo (common toad)
Lineage: Eukaryota; Metazoa; Chordata; Amphibia; Anura; Bufonidae
Gene: SUMO3
Product: small ubiquitin like modifier 3
Exons: 4
Coding region: 154-426 (90 amino acids)
Biological process (GO): protein sumoylation
Cellular component (GO): nucleus
Molecular function (GO): protein tag activity; ubiquitin-like protein ligase binding
Source: RefSeq, a predicted model, not a curated record
CGUGAACGCGCAACGUGAACGCGCAUUUCGGCACGUGAUCCGUUCGCACCAACCGCCUCGCGUUAUAAUGUGGAGGUGACGCGCGUGCCCGACACAAGCGAGGUAGAAGUAUAAACCCCGACGGAGAGAAAGAGCGGGAGAGCAGCCGCAGCCAUGUCCGAGGAGAAGCCCAAGACAGAGAACGACCACAUCAAUCUUAAAGUGGCAGGACAAGAUGGAUCUGUCGUCCAGUUCAAAAUCAAGCGACACACUCCUCUCAGCAAGUUAAUGAAGGCAUACUGUGACAGACAGGGGUUGUCGAUGAGACACAUACGGUUCAGGUUCGAUGGUCAGCCUAUUAAUGAAACAGACACCCCAGCACAGCUUGAGAUGGAAGAUGAAGAUACCAUUGACGUCUUUCAACAACAGACAGGUGGCAUGUGCUAAGCCAGUUCUCCAACAUGGAAGGUGCCCAGCGAGCCUACAUGCACCUAACUUCUUCCCACAUCUGCCGUCAUGACAAAGAACAUGCUGAUCUCACAAGAUUCUGGAAACAUUAGCAGACUCUUGAUUUAACAAUUUGCUUUGCCCUACAUACAAGUGGUGGAAGUUUUGUUGUAAAGAGGGCCAAUAUCAACAAUUACUUUCCUAAAGUGGUUUUGUUUUCUUGUAUUAUUUUGUGUGGCACCGGUUUUUUGUUUUGUUUUUACAGUAAUCAGGUUUUUUUUGUCAUGUAAAUAGUUGGACAA